Messenger RNA from Lynx canadensis (Canada lynx), 1212 nucleotides. RefSeq names its product leucine rich repeat containing 75B (gene LRRC75B). The record is from RefSeq and is a predicted model, not a curated record. Bases 22 to 969 code for a protein of 315 amino acids. Lineage: Eukaryota; Metazoa; Chordata; Mammalia; Carnivora; Felidae. The transcript is spliced from 4 exons.
CGCGCCGGCAGCGCAGCGGCCAUGGGGGCGCGGCUGGGCCGGCGGACCGGACCCGAGGCGGCCUCGGAAGCCGGGGCGGCGGCGGGGUGCGGGCCCGCGCCCUAUGAGCGCCGGGUGCGCUGGCUCCGCGAGAUCCAGUCCACGCUCCGCGAGCGGCGGCCCGAGCGCGCGCGGCAGCUGCUGCGCCUCCUGCGCCAGGACCUGGGCCUCGAGGGGACCCUCCUCACCGACAUCCUCUAUAGGAAUGUGGCCUUCCUCAAUCUGGUGGACCCUAUCUCCCAUGACCUGCUCGUGAACCUGGCCCGUGACCUGCAGUGCCCCAAGACGGACUAUGAGCUCUGGAAGUCCUCGGACAAGAUCUGCCGACAGCUCAUCUACCACCUCACCCCUCACUCCAAGCGGCAGCGAGGAUCCAGCCUGCUCCAGAGGAAGACCCAGAGCUGCCUCAAGAGCAGCCUCCAGGUGACUCAGCUGGCUGGGGAGACCGUGAACCUGUCGGGGAUUCCACUGUCGGCGCGGGAUGUGCAGCACAUUGUGCGCUACCUGGGAAACCAGGGAGCCGGGCUCACGGUGCUGGACCUGAGUUUCACGGGGCUCAGCGAUGAGCUUCUGCGCCUGCUGCUACCCAGCCUCUGGACGCUGCCCCGCCUCACCCAGCUCCUGCUCAACGGCAACAGGCUGACGAGGGCCACUGCCCGUGAGCUCACUGAGGCCGUCAAGGACUCCACCAAGUUCCCCGCGCUGGCCUGGGUAGACCUGGGCAACAAUGUGGACGUGGCCUCCUUGCCCCAGCCCCUGCUGGUCGGCCUACGCCGGCGGCUGAGCCAGCGCACCUCACUCCCCACCAUCUAUGAGGGCCUGGACCUCGAGCCUGAGGGCAGUGAGGCCAGGGCCACCUCUGCUGCCUCCACCUGGGGCUCUGCAGCUGCCGAGCCAGGGUCGGAGCCCCAGGCCUGCUGCACGAGGUGACCUGCCACCACCCUGGCUGCUGCUACCUGACUGCCAGUGGCACAUGGGAUGGGGGAUGAUGGAGGCCUUCUAGGUCCCCAGAAAUCCAGUGUAAAUACUCAGCCUGGGAUUAAGGGGAUGGAAGGAGAAUGGGUUCACUAGAGGCUAGAUGGUCAGCCCAGGAUGGAGUCUCAGACUUCCCUCAGCAGGAGGGCCCAGAACCUGCUGUGCCGAUCCCACAGUAAACAGAGAUGCCCCCCUCUG